UGUCAGAUUUUAAUUGGGUCGGAUCCAACAGCCGUAGUGAUGUCCGAUUGUCCUGUUGUUUCGCACUUCCGUUCGACGGAUUUAAUUCAACCUUUGAAGCAGCAACCCGACACAGUGCACUUCAAAGGAUACUUCCAGCUGCGAAAGUUCAAGUCCAAUCCGGACCUGGUAGCCCUGAAAGCGGUGGAGCAGAAUCGGUUCGAUCGGAUUCCAUCGCCCCCAGUUUGUGGCCCAGAGGUGAUGCUGAUGAAGCGGAAGAUGGAAAAAGUUGCUACCGGAAAGGUGAAACCAGAGAAGACACGUUUAUAUGUCCGACCAGUUUCUUUCGAAAUGCCGGGUGACUGCAAACAAAAUCGCAAACGAAAGCACGAAUCAGAAACGGAAGACUCUGAGAUUGGGAUGCUGUGCAAGGAAUUCUCAAACCACAUGUCAAUGAUCAAGUAAUCAAUAAAACGUUG
Messenger RNA from Wyeomyia smithii (pitcher-plant mosquito), 458 nucleotides. RefSeq lists its product as uncharacterized. The transcript has 2 exons. Lineage: Eukaryota; Metazoa; Arthropoda; Insecta; Diptera; Culicidae. The record is from RefSeq and is a predicted model, not a curated record. Bases 40 to 444 code for a protein of 134 amino acids.